This is a messenger RNA of Acanthoscelides obtectus, 2831 nucleotides long. The record is from the annotation of a GenBank genome assembly. Lineage: Eukaryota; Metazoa; Arthropoda; Insecta; Coleoptera; Chrysomelidae.
AUUGUAUUGUCUAUAGGCUCGAACAAACCUGUCUCUCAGGUUGUCCCACCUCUUUUUCACUAUGGCUGCUGCAAAAGAGUUAAAUCUGUUAUGAAGUUUUAUCAUGUAUUGUUGAAUUAUAAAUUCUGUGCACUAACAUAAACCAGCGUAUAAUGAGUUAAUACAAAAUGACUAAGAGCUUCAAUUUACGCUAUUUAAAUGGAAUCUUGUAAUAGCAUUAUGAGUGGAAAGCUAAAAGAUUUUUCGCAUUUGUGCACAUUAUAAACAAAAAAUGUAUAAUCGUAUCGCUAAGGACGCUAAGCACCACAUGUUCAUACUUACGUUCCGAAUCGAGAAACUCUGCUAUUGAUAGCCAAUUAUUCUCUUUCAUUUUAUCAUCUUUGUAUUCCUUCAACGUUUUAUUGUAAAUGUGUGGGCACUUUUCCACUAAUUGAAUCAAUAAUUCGUCAUUCAUAAUGAAAUCGUAGCGUUAGCGUUACUACUCCAAACAAAGACCAAAAUAAACAAAACUCAGUUUUUAGGUUAAUACUGUAAUGCGCAUGUCCUGAUUCUGAGCAUUCUGAUUGGCUCCGAGAAGGCGACGGAACGGGAAAGUUGAAUCUUGGCCAACUCUUCCGUUUUCGUUCCCGUUACCGUUGCCGUUUCCGUUUGUUGUGCAAGUAUGUAUUGGAUAAUAUGUAAUUGAACUUUUCUCUCGUUUCCGUUUCCGUUCUCGUUCCCGUUCCCAGGCAAUUGUGCAGCAGCCUUUACCGUCAAAUUUCGAAAAAGUACACUUUGAGCGCCUCAAAAGUACCGAUGAUAGCCGUUUUUCGGCGUACUUUGUCUUCGUCGAUACGGACCUUCGUUACGGAUCGACAUAGGUACGAUUUUUUUCGCGAAACGAAAGACCAAAGUCUCCUGAUUAAACCGAUAUACGACACGUUACCCGAUCGGAUUUUUUAAACUCGGCAGAUUAGAAAAUUCAAAGAUAUGCAGAUAUUUUUAAUUUGAAGUUUCAAUUUUGAUUUUCGCUCCAGGACCCGUAUUCUCGUAACUCAAUAAGCUUGCCGUUCCGCGCUCGCCCACCGUGUGAUGACGUCAUAUUCGUACACCGUAUGAACGAAUCAACAAAAAUGGUAUUUACGUUUGUUAACGCUAUGCGUAAUCCAAAAGUGCUCAGCGCACGCUGGGAGGUUUGAAAAUGCCUGCCAAAUGGUAGGUGUUUCUCCAUUCGUCGUGCGAGAUUUCUAACCUACAAAUGAUUUCAAUCGUACGAUUUUGUAAACACAGUUCCCAAUACAGAGUCUUUUGUGUUUUUUACGGAUUUGUUAUAGUAUAAACUGUUAUGGCGUUACCAUAUAUAGGAGGGAUUCUUUUGGAUAACAUUCAAGUGGAAAGACAAAGAUUUUUCCCCGAAGAUCCCUUCGAAUUUUCAGACCACAACUUCAUAAAGUUAUACAGACUUCGGAAGCAAGACGUGGAAAAUUUGGAGGAAAUCCUUCAGCCAUUUCUUCCACUAAGGAAUCGAAUUGAUGCUAUUAACAACUGAGUUAAGGUAGUUUUAAUUUUUAUAAGUAAGUAGACCCCCACUUAAUAAAGAAACAGCCGUUUGCACCGACUUUUUCUUAUGCGGUCAAUAAGCUAUUGGUCUCUUAAAGGACCCUUGCAUCAUUGGUUGGUCUGCACUGGUAUUUAGAGGCACUUUAUGAAUCUCUUAAAGCGCGAUUUGUUAAGUAUGCAAUUUCGGUUACUUAAAGCUCCAUUAGCUGUGUGGUUUUCAAGAUUUAUAGAUUAUAAUAAAGUUGACAGUAAAUGUCACGUUUCACUACUAAAGGGGAUUACUGCGAAAUUCAACACAGCACAUAUCAUGGAUUACAUGAAUUUCCUUGAAAUAGAGCUGCUAGAAGAUAUGUAUGAUGAAGACUUUGAAAUUGGGGAGUUUCUUGAAUUUGGCUUUCCCAGAAGGUUCAAUGAAAGGCCAAAUUAUUAUGAAGAGAUGGACGAUUUGAAUUUUUUGAGGAGGUUCAGAUUAACUAAGCUAACUGUCAUGCAUCUUUUACAAGAAAUUGAAGGUCAACUAGAAUACCCUGAUAAUAGAAAUAACAGUUUGUCUCCAAUGGACCAACUGUUGUUAGCAUUACGGUUCUAUGCAAGCAGUGGGCAUUUAGUCCAAGUAGCAGACUUUAUGAACGUGCAUGUAUCCAGCGCAAGUCGUAUUGUGGCCCAUGUUUCCAGGGUAAUUGCAGCUUUACGACCACAACAAGUUAAAAUGCCUAUACCAACAGAGCAUAAACAAAAAAUAAUUUUUUUCAAUGUGCAGUGUCUUACGGAUGCCAACUUAAAGUUUUUGGAUGUUGUUGCUCGCUGGCCUGGAGCAACUCAUGACUCAACAAUUUUUGCUAACUUGACUAUCAGGGCAAGAUUUGAGGCUGGACAAUUUCCAGGUUGUUUAAUUAAAGGGAUAGUGGGUAUCCACUAAAAAAUUAUCUUAUGACACCCAUAGCGAAUCCUAAUACUCGAGAAGAACAACUUUAUAAUGAGGCCUUAAUUCGCACCAGAAACAGUAUAGACACGGUUUUUGGAAUCUGGAAACGUAGAUUCCCAGUAGCUUCGAUUGAAAACUGAAACUAUAUUGACCCUUAUAGUUGCUACUAUUGUGCUGCACAACAUCACAAGAGACAUGAAUGAUCCGGAUCCUCCAGUUCCUGAAGAUUUGAAUGAGGAACAAUUAGAUUAUUUGAUUGAAACUCAACAAAUUGAAAUGGGGGCUGAAGGAGGAGCAGUGUACAAGAGGAAAUAGUUCGUUUUUUCAAUCAAUUAUAAUCCUGUACAGAUUAUUUUCUAAAUAAAAG